Messenger RNA from Daucus carota subsp. sativus, 3271 nucleotides. Its product is annotated as multiple C2 domain and transmembrane region protein 14. Lineage: Eukaryota; Viridiplantae; Streptophyta; Magnoliopsida; Apiales; Apiaceae. The transcript has a single exon. The coding region runs from base 134 to 3100 and encodes 988 amino acids. The record is from RefSeq and is a predicted model, not a curated record.
CCCCUUCCCAUUCCCGUUACAAACUAUACACACAAUCUCUCAGCUAUACAUACAAAUCUUUUCAUCUCUAUACACACAAUACAAUAUACACAUACAUUUUUUUUCGAUUUCUAAUUAUCAGUUUUGAUCUAAAAUGGCGGAGAGUUGCAGCAGAAAGCUGUAUGUAGAGAUCUGCAACGCCAAGAACCUGAUGCCUAAAGACGGCCAAGGCACUGCUAGUGCUUAUGUUGUCGUAGAUUUUGAUGGCCAGAGACGUCGAACACAGACGAAAUCCAGGGACUUGAAUCCGCAGUGGGACGAGAAACUCGAGUUUUUGGUUCAUGAUGUAGCGGCAAUGCCUUCUGAAGUGCUCCAGAUCAUUGUUUAUAAUGACAAGAUGUCGGGGAAGAGGAGCACGUUUCUCGGGAAAGUGAAGAUCUCCGGGAGUACUUUUAUGAAAGUUGGUUCGGAGAGUCUUGUUUAUUAUCCGCUGGAGAAGAGGAGUGUUUUUUCGCAGAUUAAAGGCGAGAUCGGAUUGAAGGUGUGGUAUGUUGAUGAGGAGCCGGCGGCGCCGCCGGCUCCGGCGGAAGGCGAGAAGAAAGCGGAAGCUGUUGCGGAGGAGAAGAAACCGGAGGAGGUGAAAAGUGGUGAAGAAGAGAAGAAAAUUGAGGAAGUGAAGAAGGAGGAUACGGCUCCGGAUGCGAAGGAGGGUGAAAAGACGGGAGACAUGAAAGUCGAGGAGGCGGCUCAAUCGGCCACAGCUGCGGCAGCUGUGGCUGUGGUGGAGAAUCCUCCCGUAGCUGAGAAGCCGAAGGCUGAGGAGAAGGCGGUGGAGAAACGAGUGAAUUUGAAUGUGACUGAUCUGGAGCUUCGGAGGCUUGGAAGUGAUCGAGGCCGGACUGCUUAUGAUCUGGUUGAUCCAAUGCCGUUUCUUUUUGUUCGUGUUUUGAAGGCGAAGCGAGGGGAUAAGGACCAGGCUGAUAGCUCUGUUUAUGCAAAGCUUGUGAUCGGUACUCAUAGUAUUAAUACCAGGAAACAAACGGAUAAUAAGGAUUGGGAUCAGGUUUUCGCGUUUGAUAAGGAAGGAUUGAAUUCGACUUCUCUAGAAGUUUCCGUUUGUGUUGAGAAGAAAGGGGCGGAGGAUAGUGUGAUUGAGAGUAGUUUGGGGACGGUGUCGUUUGAUUUGUUGGAGGUGCCUAAGAGAGUUCCACCGGAUAGUCCAUUGGCACCGCAGUGGUAUACAUUGGAUGGAGGUUCGUCUGAGGGGACUACGGAUGUUAUGCUUGCUGUUUGGAUCGGGACUCAGGUGGAUGAGGCUUUUCAGGAGGCUUGGCAAUCGGAUUCAGGUGGAUUAGUACCGGAGACACGAGCCAAGGUUUACUUGUCUCCGAAGCUGUGGUAUUUGAGGCUAACGGUCAUCCAAGCCCAGGACUUACAGCUGGGAUCAGGCUCGGAGAUUAAAGUUAAGAAUCCGGAUUUAUACGUUAAGGCUCAAUUGGGGCCGCAGCUAUUCAAAACGAGUCGCACAACGGUUAGUUUGUCCAGCUCAUCGUCUAAUCCAACGUGGAAUGAAGAUCUUGUGUUUGUGGCAGCUGAGCCAUUUGAGCCCUUUUUGCUGAUCAAUGUGGAGGAUGUUUCUAACGGUCAUACGGUGGGGCAGGCUAAGGUACAAAUGUCAAGUAUUGAUAGGCGGAAUGAUGAUAAGUCGGAGGCAAGAUCAAGGUGGUUCAAUCUGGUAGGCGAUGAGACGAGGCCUUAUACAGGAAGAGUUCAUGUUCGGGUGUGUCUUGAAGGCGGAUAUCAUGUGCUUGAUGAGGCUGCUCAUGUGACCAGCGAUGUCCGGCCUACUGCAAAGCAACUGUCUAAACCACCUCUUGGUAUACUAGAAGUUGGUAUUCGCGGAGCUACAAAUUUGCUUCCUGUGAAAACAGCUGAUGGGACAAGAGGCACAACGGAUGCAUACGUUGUGGCAAAGUACGGGCCUAAGUGGAUUCGUACUCGUACAAUUCUUGAUAGGUUUAAUCCGCAAUGGAAUGAGCAAUACACAUGGGAUGUCUAUGAUCCGUGCACUGUGCUUACAAUUGGCGUGUUUGAUAAUGGAAGGUAUAAGCGUAGUGGGGAAGAAGGUAAACCGGGAAAGGAUGUGCGCCUAGGAAAGCUGCGUGUAAGGCUGUCCACGCUGGAUGCUAACCGUGUUUACACAGGAUCGUAUUAUCUCACUGUGUUGCUUCCUGGUGGUGCCAAGAAAAUGGGGGAGAUUGAGAUUGCUGUUAAAUUUUCGUGUUCCUCCUGGCUAUGUUUACUUCAAGCAUAUGCUAGUCCAAUGCUGCCGAGGAUGCAUUAUGUUCGGCCAUUGGGGCCGUCUCAGCAAGACAUUUUGAGGCACACGGCUAUGAGAAUUGUGACGGCUAGACUAUCUCGGUCUGAACCGGCUUUAGGUCAGGAAGUGGUUCAGUUUAUGUUGGAUUCCGACACACAUAUGUGGAGUAUGAGGCGUAGCAAGGCUAAUUGGUUUCGAGUGGCUGGGUGUUUGUCAAGAGCUGCCACAUUAGCUCGGUGGCUGGAUGGAAUCCGCACCUGGGCGCACCCGCCAACUACAAUAUUAGUCCAUGUCUUGCUAGUGGCCAUUGUGCUGUGUCCUCACCUAGUCCUGCCCACAAUCUUUAUGUAUGCAUUCCUGGUCAUCACAUUGCGCUUCCGCUAUCGCCAGAGGGUCCCGAUCACAAUGGACCCUCGGCUUUCUCACGUGGAAGCAGUAGGACCGGAUGAACUUGAUGAGGAGUUUGAUGGAUUUCCGACCACAAGGUCACCUGAUCAUGUUCGCAUGAGAUAUGAUCGUUUACGCGCCCUGGCUGGGAGGGCGCAGACACUAUUAGGCGAUGUGGCAGCGCAGGGUGAGCGUUUAGAGGCGUUGUUCAACUGGAGGGAUCCGAGGGCUACUGGCAUAUUUGUUGUGGUCUGCUUAUUAGCUUCACUGGUGUUUUAUGUUGUCCCAUUCAAGGCAUUUGUUCUGGUCUCAGGAUUUUACUACCUGCGUCACCCCAGGUUCCGCUAUGACAUGCCAUCGGUUCCUGUCAACUUUUUCCGGCGACUUCCCCCCCUGUCGGAUCAGAUUCUGUAGACAUUACUAAGAUCUCAGGGUAAAGGGCAACUAUAUUUUCAUUCUUUUUUUUUGUUGCAGCAUUUUCGAUACACCCUCGCAGUGAUUUACUCAUAUGGUGCUUAUUUUUAAACAAUAGAUCUUGGUUGUAAUGCUUUUUUUGAACUGAGUAUAAAAAUUAUGCUUUAUCAA